AUGCUUAGUACUACAAAAUUUAGAAAUGACCGCACAUCCAGGUCGCCAUCACGUCGUAAUUAUAAUAGGAAGGAAAGUUUAAGAACUCGCGAUUUGGAUAAGAAAAGCCCGGUUAGAUCACCAAUUAGUCGAAAUAAUGGAAGAGAAUGGUCUCGAUCUCGUAUUUCACCACCACAAUAUGAGAAAAGAUCAAAAUCGCCUAGGCAUAUACGUUCACAGACUAUAUCUCGAGAUAGAAAAGUCUCCCGACUUGGUUUAUUUCCUUCACGAAAGAACCGUAAGUCAGGAUCUUCUGAUCGAAUGAACAGUAGCAGGAGAGAAUUCUCAAAAUCUCGAGAAAAAUCGCGUCGUAGCUCUUCUCCCCAUCACAGUUCUCAUAGAUCUUUGGCUCGCGGACAGGCCGACUCUUAUCGACCAAAUUACCAAAGCCAAAGAUCAAGAUAUGAUUCAUAUCGUCCCAAAAAAAUCACUAAGUCAACUGACAGGCAACAUUCAAAGACUGAAUCUCGAUCAUCUGCAUCGGUUCGUCCUGAAACUUCUAAUGCUGCUAAUUUUUCUCCAAUUCAUGAGAAUACGGUAUCUGAACGUUCACGACCUUAUAAACCGAUAUAUGAUGCAAAAGCAGAGCUUAAAGAUCGUAAAGAUGCAUUUUAUUGCGAAUAUGAUGAUUAUUUUAAUGCCAAUUCAAGAUUCAAAACUCCACAACUUAAUAUUACUAACGCUCGCCAAGAUAUGAUUGAUCACAUAAUUCAAUCUUGUCUACGUUUACAAUUACCUAUGAAUUGUAUGGCAGCAACGCUAAUAUUCUAUCAAAGGUUCCAUGCAAAAUUAGAACGAGAUAAGAAAGCUUUUCCAGAAUUAUACGCACAUCAGGUUGAACAUGAUAAUGAUCUCAUGAUAGCAGCCUGUAUGCUCUUUGCUGGAAAGGUUACAAAUUGUAGGAUUGGUGUGGCAAAUGCAAUCAAAGGCAGUUGGAGGCCGAGCGAAACGAAAUGUCCCAGUGAGGAAAGUUCCACAUUUCUUGAACGAAAAGAAUCAGUUAUUCACUAUGAAAAUUGUUUGAUGACGGCUGUUGGUCUUGAUCUUGCAAAAGACACACCUUAUGCCGUGGUAAAUAAGAUAAUUUCUCCGAUACUUGAGAAUUCUGGGGGGACAUGUACUUUGGAUGCAAUUUGGAAAAAGUUCACUAGACAAACGUACGAACAAAUUCUAGAGUCUCUCCGCCGUACAAUAAUUGCUGUUACAUAUAAUGCAAGUGAAAUCGCAACAGCAGCGGCUGCUAUUGCAUCAUUUCAAGUUGGAGUACCUCUUCCAGGAGGAUUAUUCAAGGCUGGAAAAAAAAUGAAACGUGGUGUUAUUUAUCUUGGCAGGAUACCUCAUGGCUUUUAUGAAAAUGAAAUGAAAUCAUACUUUAGUCAAUUUGGUACUGUGACGCGUUUGAAAUUGUAUCGAAAUAAAAAGACUGGAAAAUCAAAGCAUUUUGCAUUCAUUGAAUUCGCUAGUGAUGAAGUUGCUCAAAUUGUAGCUGAAACAAUGGAUAAUUAUUCUCUAUGUAAUCGUCUGCUUCGCUGUAAAGCUGUGCCAGAAGAAAUUAAUCCAUUGAUGUGGAUUGGAGCGAAUAAAGAAUUUAAACCAAAACCUUAUAUAAAGGAAAUUAUGAUGAAACAUAAUAGAAAAAAAACACAGGAAGAACAGAAAAAACAAAUUGAUAAUUUAUUAAAAAAAGAAGAUAAAAAGCGGAAAAGAUUGGAAGAGUUCGAGAUAGAUUAUGAAUUUCCUGGCUAUGUGCGUAUUUGA
Molecule: messenger RNA, 1797 nt
Organism: Dentiscutata erythropus
Lineage: Eukaryota; Fungi; Glomeromycota; Glomeromycetes; Diversisporales; Gigasporaceae
Source: the annotation of a GenBank genome assembly